GCAGUGCAGCGGUUACACCAAAAUGCCUGUGAUGAACAGCAGGAGCGCCCGAAUUUAGCUGUGACCAAAGUUUCGUGCAUCUUGUACUACAACACUAGUCUGAUUUUAAUGUAGACGUAAUCAAUCAUAUACACCAUUUAGUUGUGAUUACGUUGUAAAUAUUGAUCAGACAAGUUUAAUUAAUUUCUAGACAUGGAUACACACAUUUGUAAGAAUGGGCUGUCAGAGCUUGCGAGUUAGCUAAAUCAGUUAGCAAGCAACCGUUCUCUACGGUUAGCUGCAGCAGGAGGAGCACAAACUGCAAAUGCAUUGGAGUUGCUGUGUUGUUUAUCUACGCGAGACCGAGGUUUGAAGGCCUAGCACCUAGUGUUCAUUUGAAAUAACAUUAAAAGCCAGGUGGGGACCCAGUCGCAAACAACAAGCAGAGAUGUCAGAAAGCGCGGGGCUGCAGUUUGUCAGCCCGUAUGCCUUUGAAGCCAUGCAGAAGGUGGACGUUGUACGGCUGGCUGCCUUGAGUGACCCAGAGCUCAGGCUGCUGCUGCCAUGCUUGGUUCGGAUGGCUCUGUGUGCCCCAGCAGACCAGAGUCAGGCCUGGGCCCAGGAUAAAAAGCUUAUCCUGCGUUUACUCUCUGGAGUGGAAGCUGUCAACUCCAUUGUGGCCCUUUUGUCUGUGGAUUUUCAUGCUCUGGAGCAGGAUGCCAGGAAGGAGCAGCAACUCAGGCACAAGGCUGGUGGUGCGAAUGGAGAGAGCAUCCUGGUGUCUCAACUGCAGCAUGGCCUCACCUUGGAGUUUGAGCACAGUGACCCCCUCAGGAGACUCAGGCUGGCUCUUAGUGAACUGUUGGCCAUCAUGAACAAGGUGGCUGAUUCCAAUGGGGAGUGGUUCCUGAAGUCCUCUGAGCUCUUUGAGAGCCCUGUUUACCUGGAGGAAGUUGCAGAUGUCCUCUGUAUACUACAAGCAGAGUUGCCCUCUCUGCUUCCCAUCAUUGAUGUGGCUGAGGCUUUGCUGCAUGUGAGGAAUGGUGACUGGUUCCUCUGCCUGCUGGUUGCCAAUGUCCCUGAUAGCUUCAAUGAAGUGUGCAGGGGCCUGAUAAAGAACGGGGAGCGUCAGGAUGAGGAGAGCAUGGGAGGUAGACGCCGGACAGAGGCCCUGCGACAGCUUUGUCAGAUGAACCCCUCUCAGGCCCUCAACAUCAGAGCCAUGGUGGUGGAGGAGUGUCAUCUCCCCGGUCUGGGUGUGGCCCUGACCCUGGACUACAAGCCUGACACGGCGGACGACGCGGUCAGCCCCCUCGUGUCUUACGUCAGUGGUCUUCUGCUGGGCACCAACGGGAAGGUCCGCACCUGGUUCAGCAUGUUCAUACGCAACGGACAACAGAGGAAGCGUGAGAGCAGCUCAGUGCUGUGGCAGAUGCGCAGGCAGCUACUGCUGGAGCUGGUGGCCAUCUUGCCGCGGUCCCGCAGCACGCACGAGCCCAACGACAGCGUGCAGGAUGCAGAGAGCAGCUCCGGGUACUCCGGUCUGAGGGAGGAGCACGUGGUGAAGGCCUCCGCCCUGCUCCGCCUCUACUGUGCCCUGAUGGGUAUCGCUGGACUCAGGCCCACUGAUGAAGAGGCGGAGCAGCUCCUUCAGCUGAUGACCAGCCGGCCUCCAGCCACCCCAGCCGGGGUUCGCUUUGUCUCUCUGUCCUUCUGUAAACUACUGGCGUUCCCCACACUAGUCAGCACCCCGGAGCAGGAGCAGCUGAUGGUGAUGUGGCUCAGCUGGAUGAUCAAAGAGGAGGAGUACUUUGAGAGUGCUGCAGGUGUCGCCGCUUCUUUCGGAGAGAUGUUGCUACUGGUUGCCAUGUAUUUCCAUAGCAACCAGCUCAGCGCUAUCAUCGAGCUGGUCUGCUCUACUUUGGGCAUGAAGAUUGCCAUAAAGCCCAGCUCUCUGAGCAAAAUGAAGACUAUCUUUACCCAGGAGAUUUUCACUGAGCAGGUGGUCACUGCCCAUGCUGUGCGGGUGGCAGUCACCAACAACCUGAGUGCCAACAUCACUGGUUUCCUGCCCAUCCACUGUAUCUACCAGCUGCUCCGCAGCAGGGCCUUUACCAAGCACAAGGUUUCCAUCAAGGACUGGAUCUACAGGCAGUUGUGUGAAACAUCCACCCCGCUCCACACCCAGCUGCUGCCCCUCAUCGACGUCUACAUCAACUCCAUCCUCACCCCGGCCUCCAAGGCCAACCCAGAGGCCACAAACCAACCAAUCACCGAGCAGGAGAUCCUCAACAUCUACCAGGGCUCUGCUGGGGGAGGUGGUAAUGGAGGGGUGCGCUCAAGGUACAGCAUCACCACACAGCUCCUCAUCCUCUACUACAUUCUGUCCUACGAGGAGGCGCUCCUGGCCAACACUAAACAACUGGCUCUAAUGCAGAGGAAGCCUAAGUCGUACUCCGCUGCGCUGAUGGACCAAAUCCCCAUCAAAUACCUCAUCACCCAAGCCCAGGGUCUGCAGCAGGAGCUGGGGGGCCUCCACUCAGCCCUGCUGCGUCUCCUGGCCACUAACUACCCGCACCUGUGUAUGGUGGAGGACUGGUUAUGUGAGGAGGAGGUGACGGGGACACUGCCCCUGCUCCGGAGGAUGCUGCUCACAUCAAACACCUGGAGAUACUCCCAGAUGCAACUCCACCAUGCCUUCCAGAAGGUGCCGUCCAGCUGUCCCAGGCUGAUUAGGAUACUGGACCACUUAACUCUGCUGUCAGCAGGAGACUUGAUCCCCUAUGCAGAGGCUCUGACUGGUAGCAUGGGGCUCUUACUGGGCCCUGGGGUCCCCCGUCGCAUCCCCCAGACCGUCAACAAGCUCUGGAUGGUCCUGAACACCGUCAUGCCCCGCAGGCUGUGGGUGAUGACUGUGAAUGCUCUGCAGCCCUCCGUGAAGAUUCUGAGGCAGCAGAUGUACACUCAGAAUGACCUGAUGGUGGACCCCCUCAUCGUGCUGCGCUGUGACCACAGAGUCUACAGGUGCCCCCCACUGAUGGACGUAGUCCUCCACAUGCUCAGCGGCUACCUUCUGGCCUCCAAGGCCUACCUCAACUCCCACCUGAAGGAGACGGCAGACUUUGACCGGCAGAGCCAGACCAUCUCUAACCUCGGUUUGGGACAAGCUGGACAGCCAGACACACCAGAGGUCACCAGAGAAGAGCUAAAGAACGCACUGCUGGCCGCACAGGACAGUGCUGCAGUCCAGAUCCUCCUGGAGGUGUGUCUUCCCACCUCAGAGGAGCAGGGCCUUGUGGAGGCUGGGGGCAGUGCUGAGAGUCUGCUGAGGAACAUGAGGGGCCCCCUACCGUCCAUCAAACAGGAGGAUGGAGCUAGGAGGGCAGAGGUGGAAGGUCAGCCGGAGGGGGGGCUCCUGAGUGACCUCCGAGAGGUACAGUGUCUCAUCUGCUGCCUGCUGCACCAGAUGUUCAUCGCCGACCCCAACAUCGCCAAACUGGUGCACUUCCAGGGUUACCCCCGAGCUCUUCUCCCGCUGACCGUGGCGGGCAUCCCCUCCAUCCAUAUCUGCCUGGACUUCAUCCCAGAGCUGCUGGCCCAGCCCCAGCUGGAGAAACAGAUCUUUGCCAUCCAGUUGCUGUCCCAUCUGUGUACUCAGUACGCCCUGCCCAAGUCUCUGGGCGUGGCCCGCCUGGCGGUCAGUGUCAUGGCCACCUUGCUUACAGUGCUGACCCGUACCAAGCGUUUUGCCUUCUUCAUGCCCACCCUGCCAUGCCUGGUGGCAUUCUGCCAGGCCUUCCCUCCCCUCUACGAUGACGUGGCGGCCUUGCUCGUGCAGGUUGGACAGGUCUGUGCCUCUGACGUGGUCACCAAGACCAGGGAUAUCGACCCGCUCAUUGCCAGGUUGCAGCAUCUCAAGCAAAAGCCCAAGGAGGUGUUGGUAUCAGGAGGGGGCCAGUCAAAGCUGAGCCUUGCCCAGAGGGCAGCAGAAGAACUGGGUGGUGCUGACCCAGAUGUCCAGCUGUGCUACCAGAUAGAAGCCACCUUCAUGGACAUCAUUGGCACCAGCCUCUAUGGACUAUAGACCCCGAAAGAUGUACGGAAGAGGGAGCUCUGGGCUUUUCAGUCUGACUGUUAACCAUGUCUUUUCCAGUGUUGUAUGCUGUGUCAGUGUUUUGUAAGUAAUGAAAGAUACAAUAUGCUACUGGUCUGUUUUCUUGACCUCUGUAAGCAUUUUUCAAAGCGAAAUGUCUCACCUUUCCCUAUACAAAAAGGUAUUUCCAACUGAUCGGGUGACCUUAAUAACAUGUUAAUUUUGUAUUGCAUUGUAUACUUUGUUUUAUUAAAAAAAUGAACUCUCA
Molecule: messenger RNA, 4340 nt
Organism: Esox lucius (northern pike)
Lineage: Eukaryota; Metazoa; Chordata; Actinopteri; Esociformes; Esocidae
Gene: ints2
Product: integrator complex subunit 2
Exons: 25
Coding region: 428-4063 (1211 amino acids)
Biological process (GO): snRNA 3'-end processing
Cellular component (GO): integrator complex
Source: RefSeq, a predicted model, not a curated record